ACCCCCUCAUCCCCCCACUCUUCAUUUCAAAAACCUUCACCACACCAAAUUCUCUUGCCAACUUUCUAAGGAAAUUAAACCAUGAAGAUCUUCAAUUGGGUGCACAAGAGGUUUCAUCCUAACAACACUCUCAACGAUGGAUUUGCUUCAAACAUGAAAAAGAAUGAACCUUCAAUCAACAACACUGAUAAUCAAGCUUUGUUGAAACAAGUUGCUUUGACCGAUAUGCUCGGUGAUUGGAAAGACGGAAUUCUUACCAUUGGUACUCUUGGCUAUGAUCCUUUGAAAUCCAUGAACAAUCACAAAGAAUACUUUGCUUUGGAAGCUGAAAAACAACAUGAUAUAGUUGUUGAUGAUGAUGAUGUUGAAAAUUUCUAUGAUGUUGAACAAGAGGAACUGAAUCCAUUGAUCAACAAUACAUUUGAUGAGAACAACUUUGAGGUUGUUAUUUGUGAAAACCAUGAUGUAGUUGAUGAUGAUGCUAGAAAAGAGGAAGAAAUGAUUAUUAGAAACUUUAAGGAAAUUGUUGAGGUGCCACCUAUGAUUUGUCAUGAAAUCAUGGAGGCAAAUGAUGUUGAAGCUGAUCAAAAGAAAAGGAUCACAUUAGCUGAUCUAUUCCUUGCUGAUUCUGAUGUUAAGACGAAACUUGAUUAUUCUGCAGCCAAAGUCUUGGUUGAGUCAAGUGAAAAACCAAAACUUAAAGCAAAAAAUGGAUUUUCUUUUGCUAAGAAGAUUAUUCCCCUUGUUAAGGAAAAUGCACGUCCAAUGAAAGACAUCAAGAAACUGAUGAAGAAGAUGCUAAAGAGGAAAAUUCAUCCAGAUAUUGAUCUCAAGAAUCACAAAGCAGAAGAAAACAUUAUUAAUAACCACAUGAAUGAAGGCAAUGGCUCAAGGUCUUUUAUCGCAGUUUAAGGUACUAGCUAGUGUUGAGCCAUGGGAGUGUCACUGUUAUCUGGACAUGUAUAUUUAUUUAUGAUACGUAUGAGAUUAAAUACUUAGGUUUUCUUUGUGUCUCAUAUGACCAAAGAAUUGAACCAUGUGAUUUUGUAAUUUGUGUGUUCAUGUUGUUUCUGUUGGCUUUAGUUUACGUAAUUAAGAACAUGUCUGUUAUCUGUGACUAAAUAUAUAUGGUUGAUGUUUAAUUUGGCACUA
Molecule: messenger RNA, 1152 nt
Organism: Medicago truncatula (barrel medic)
Lineage: Eukaryota; Viridiplantae; Streptophyta; Magnoliopsida; Fabales; Fabaceae
Product: protein TILLER ANGLE CONTROL 1
Exons: 5
Coding region: 82-912 (276 amino acids)
Biological process (GO): morphogenesis of a branching structure
Source: RefSeq, a predicted model, not a curated record